Molecule: messenger RNA, 2661 nt
Organism: Penicillium oxalicum
Lineage: Eukaryota; Fungi; Ascomycota; Eurotiomycetes; Eurotiales; Aspergillaceae
Product: putative SNF2 family helicase/ATPase PasG
Exons: 4
Coding region: 1-2661 (886 amino acids)
Biological process (GO): lymphocyte proliferation; negative regulation of gene expression via chromosomal CpG island methylation; DNA methylation-dependent constitutive heterochromatin formation
Cellular component (GO): pericentric heterochromatin; nucleus
Molecular function (GO): ATP binding; chromatin binding; ATP-dependent chromatin remodeler activity
Source: RefSeq, a predicted model, not a curated record
AUGUCUACAACAGAAUCCUCGAUGACGCCUACCGAUUCACGGGCGGGGACAACUCAGCCUGAGUCGACCUUGCCAUCUUCGCCAAUGACCGAUACGUACGCGCCAGACACGAAGGAAUCUGCUGAAGAAGGAAGCAACUAUGACGGUGCUCAAGCUGAAAAACCUAUGGGUGAAUCAAGCCACAAUUUCUCGGGAACGACAGAUGGAGCAGAAGACACGGAAGGAAUGGACGUCAAGGCGAAAGCUCUGAUGCACCUGCUGAAAACAAGCUCGGUCUUUGUCGCAAUCAUGUCAGAGAAAAUGAAGAAGCAGCAGGAAGAGGCAAGACAACGCGCCGCCCACCAAAAAUCUGAAUCGAACGCAAAGCCCAAAUCUACAGCUGCCACACGUCGUGAGACUAGGAACAAGCAGAAGGAGACCGCUAGCGCACUCGAAGACACUGCGGCUAAUGAAUCGAAUGUCGGGAAAAGAAGAGGCCGGUCCAGAAAAAGCGGGCCAGAUGGAAGCAAGAUCUCCAGCUAUUUCCAAAAAGCCGAGGUCAAGCUCGAAGAGGGCAAUCCAACUGUCCAAGAGGCUCUCGAGCAGGCCGCAGAGGACUAUGAGGCUAAGCCGACUGCUCUUGGUGAACAGGAACUCGUUGCGACCCAGCAGCCCUCUCUCAUCACCGGUGGCAAAAUGCGCACCUAUCAAUUGGAGGGUCUGGAAUGGAUGAAGACACUCUGGAUGAAUGGAUUAUGCGGCAUUCUUGCAGAUGAGAUGGGCCUCGGAAAGACUGUCCAGGCUAUUUCGAUGAUUGCUUUCCUGAAAGAAAACAACGUCUCGGGGCCAUAUCUUAUUGCUGCACCGCUCAGUACGUUAAGCAACUGGAUCGAUGAGUUCAAGAGAUGGACUCCAAGCAUUGAGACCGUCCUGUAUCACGGAUCGAAGGAGGAGCGCGCGGCGCUUCGCAGCAAGCACAUGAAGACACGGGACCAAGGCAAAAUGGACUUCCCGGUCGUUUGUACCUCUUACGAUAUUUGCAUCAACGAUUCUAAAUUCCUUGGUCAGUAUCAGUGGCGCUACAUUGUCGUGGACGAGGGUCAUCGCCUAAAGAACAUGAAUUGCAAGCUAAUCAAAGAGUUGAUGACAUAUAACUCGGCCAAUCGCUUGCUGAUUACAGGCACACCACUGCAGAACAACAUCUCUGAGCUCUGGUCUUUACUACAUUUCCUCCUUCCAGAAGUUUUCAAUGAUCUCAAAAGCUUCGAGAGCUGGUUUGACUUUUCGUCCGUCCUGGAUGACACGGGCAAAGCGGAAGUAAUUGAGCGGCGAAAGCGCAACUUAGUGACCACCAUGCAUUCCAUCUUGAAGCCAUUCCUACUUCGUCGGGUCAAGACCGAUGUGGAGAAUUCGCUCCCAAAGAAGCGCGAGUAUAUUCUAUAUGCGCCGCUCACGCCUGAGCAGAAAGAGCUCUACAGAGAGAUAUUGAGCGGUACCGGACGUCAGUAUCUUGAGGGCAAGGCAUUGGAGCGUCUUACAGCAAAAAGCUCAAUUCCCACUCGUUCUCGCAGUUUGAAACGUGGUCGUGACAUCGAUGAGACAGAAGCACCUAAUAAAUCCCCGCGCACGGCGAAUAAAGAAUCAUCGUCUAAUGAGCCAGCUUCGGGUCGAAGACGUCGGGCUCCUCAGAGCUACAAGGAUAUUAGCGACCGAGAGUUUAACUCUAAACUGCGCAAGCUUGAACAGGGCAUUGAGGAGGAAGAGGAGCAAAGCGCAGGGCCGGAUGACUCAGAAAUGGAGGAAAUUGAGAGGGCCAAUAAUCUGAAACUUGCGAAGAAAGAGAUUAGCCAAAAGAAGAUGAUGAACCCGAUCAUGCAAGCUCGUCUUGCGUGCAAUUCACCACACAACUUCUACUGGCCCUGGAUGGACGGAUCCUCUACCGUCGAUGAAACGCUCGUCACGGCAUCUGGCAAAAUGCUACUUUUGGACCGCCUGGUGCCUUACCUCUUCAAGAAGGGUCAUAAAAUUCUCAUAUUCUCGCAGUUCAAGACACAACUUGACAUUCUCGAGGACUGGGCCACCCAACUGCGCAAUUGGCCCUGCUGCAGGAUUGACGGUGCAAUCGCCCAGGCGGACCGACAGGCCCAGAUUCAGGCAUUCAAUACCGACAAGAAGCACAAAAUCUUCCUGCUUAGUACUCGUGCUGGUGGGCAGGGAAUCAACCUUGUUGCCGCCGACACUGUGAUUCUAUUCGACUCUGAUUGGAACCCCCAGCAGGACCUUCAGGCUCAAGACCGGGCUCACCGAAUAGGUCAGACCAAGCCAGUUAUUGUUUACAGACUCGCUACCAAGGGAACGGUUGAACAGACCCUUCUUGAGAAAGCAGAUUCCAAGCGCCGUCUUGAACGCUUGGUCAUCCAGAAAGGCAAGUUCCGGUCUUUGCUUGACACGGGUAACGUGCAAGAUGCCGAGGAACUGAGAAGAGCGCUCGGUGAAGAUGAGUUCGAGCGCUUCGAAACGGGCGCCGAUCCUGCCUCUAUUCUUUCCGACGACGAUCUCAAGAUUUUGACUGAUCGAAGCGAGGAGGCCUAUGCUCGCGCUGAGAAAGGCUUAGAGCAAAAGGGAUCGGCUUUCGUCUCCGUUGAAACCAAACGUGAUGCUGGCGAAUCUCUUAUGGCGUAG